Cyclopterus lumpus (lumpfish) is the source of this 2973-nucleotide messenger RNA. RefSeq names its product probable ATP-dependent RNA helicase ddx6. Bases 1028 to 2497 code for a protein of 489 amino acids. Gene Ontology annotation, cellular component: cytoplasmic stress granule; P-body. The record is from RefSeq and is a predicted model, not a curated record. Gene Ontology annotation, molecular function: RNA helicase activity; ATP binding; mRNA binding. Gene Ontology annotation, biological process: cytoplasmic stress granule assembly; P-body assembly. The transcript has 13 exons. NCBI's taxonomy places the organism in Eukaryota, Metazoa, Chordata, Actinopteri, Perciformes, Cyclopteridae.
ACGUGUCAUAAACUGGAGAGAGGCACCGAGGAAGAGAAGACGAAGAAGAAGGCGACCAUGUUGAUUUAAAGGAAGAAACACAAUAGAGGAGAUUUAUUUCAAGUAAAAAUCAGUUAAUAAAGGGGAUUGUAAAGGAAGCAGUUCAUCAACCGCACACUGAAUACACCUUGUAAAAAUAACAAAGGAACUAAGGUUACAAGUUUGAGUUGUUGGCUGACUUUGAGGAGGUAGCGGGUUGAUCACAGCCGCACUCACACACUUCACACACCGACCGGAAGACCUGCGGUGUCUGGGGAGAGAGUCGAACACCUGGAGGAGAAAGGAAGCGCACACUGAGGACUCAAAAGGGGUGAAAAGCUUUUUGGCUUUGGACUAGAAACCCCCUUUGUAUCUGUGAAUUCAGGAUCCAGGUUUUUUUUUUCUCACACUGGAGCGACAUAUCCACACCCAGUGGAAACAAACAGAGCAUUCCAGACUAUAGGAUAUUGGGGAAAACAGAAGAACAGGAAGAACAGGGAUAUUGAGCAACUCUAUGGACUCAAAGUGGAAAGAGGAAAUGUUGUUCAAUUUAGAAUUAAGCAUUGAACUAAGAUUAUAUUGAAGAGGCUGUUCCCCAAGUUCAGAUUGCCUUAGUUGUUCUAUUUCAGGACUUGAACCGCUUUGAUACUUGUUCACAUAUAAUUUUUCUAUAUUGUGGGCAAGUAUAUACAUGCAUAUGAAUGCAAAUUUCUCUUCAUUUUGAAGAGCUCUUGUGUAAAAACGUGUUUUUCUUUUUUUUGUUCCUGUAAGUCAGUCACUCUUUUGUUGAAGGGGACCGAACUGCACUUACAUGUGUAUAUGUAAAUACUACCAAUUGACUUCAGUUGUGAAAGCUUUGGACUUAAAAAGAAUAGAGAAUAUUGUUUGUUAAUGCUUUAUUAAACUUUUUUACUUUUGAAGAGAAUUUUAAAAAAGAAAAAUCUAAGAGGCAAAAAUCUAAUACUUUUGAAGAAGGAAAAAAAAACAAAAGCAAGGAAAACGGGACAAAAUGGCAACCGCCAGAACAGAAAACGUUGGCCCGAUCGUCAUGGGACUGAACAAGCAGAAUGGGCAGCUCAGAGGACAGACCAAAUCAGCUUCAGUCCAGCCAGCACCCACAACUCUAGGAAAGGCUUUGGGUGCACCCCAGAUAGUCGGCGGUGCUGCUCAGGAAGGAGGAGGCAUCAAGUUUGGAGAUGACUGGAAAAAGAGCCUAAAGCUCCCACCCAAAGACAACAGGGUCAAAACCUCAGAUGUGACGUCCACUAAGGGGAAUGAAUUUGAAGAUUACUGUCUCAAAAGAGAACUCCUGAUGGGCAUCUUUGAGAUGGGCUGGGAGAAACCUUCCCCUAUCCAGGAGGAGAGCAUUCCCAUCGCCCUGUCUGGACGGGACAUUCUAGCUCGGGCUAAGAACGGAACAGGGAAAAGUGGAGCCUAUCUCAUCCCACUGCUGGAGAGAAUAGACCUGAAAAAGGACCACAUACAGGCACUUGUCAUGGUUCCCACCCGUGAGCUGGCUUUGCAGGUGAGCCAGAUCUCCAUCCAGAUCAGCAAACACCUGGGGGGAGUCAAAGUCAUGGCCACCACCGGGGGCACCAACCUGCGAGAUGACAUCAUGCGUCUGGAUGAGACCGUGCAUGUUGUCAUCGCCACGCCUGGUAGGAUCCUGGACUUGAUAAAGAAGGGAGUGGCAAAGGUGGAUAGAGUCCAAAUAAUGGUGAUGGACGAGGCCGACAAGCUGCUGUCUCAGGAUUUCGUGGUGCUCAUCGAGGAUAUCAUCAGCUUCCUGGCCAAGAACAGGCAGAUCCUGCUCUACUCCGCAACCUUUCCCAUCAGCGUGCAGAAGUUCAUGGCCAAGCAUCUUCAGAAACCCUACGAGAUAAACCUGAUGGAGGAGCUGACUCUUAAGGGCAUUACUCAAUACUACGCCUACGUCACGGAGAGGCAGAAAGUCCACUGCCUCAACACACUGUUCUCCAGGCUUCAGAUCAACCAGUCGAUCAUCUUCUGUAACUCCACUCAGAGGGUGGAGCUUUUGGCCAAGAAGAUCACUCAGCUGGGCUACUCCUGCUUCUACAUCCACGCCAAGAUGAUGCAGGAAUACAGAAACCGUGUGUUUCAUGACUUCAGAAAUGGACUGUGCAGAAACCUGGUCUGCACUGAUCUCUUCACCAGGGGUAUUGACAUCCAAGCUGUCAAUGUAGUCAUCAACUUUGACUUUCCCAAGAAUGCUGAGACGUACCUCCAUCGUAUUGGAAGAUCAGGGAGGUUCGGUCACCUGGGCUUGGCCAUCAACCUGAUCACAUCAGAGGACCGCUUCAACCUAAAGGCCAUCGAGGACCAGCUGGUGACCGACAUCAAGCCCAUUCCCAGCAGCAUCGACAAGAGCCUCUACGUGGCCGAGUUCCACACGUCCGGCGCCGACUGCGACGUGGAGGAGAUCGAGGAGAAACCAGGACGCCAACAGGACAGGGCCUAAAACAGGACGCUACGGACUUUUGCAUCGGCAUCUUCACUUACACACAGGCAACUCUUCAGUUCCAUGUUUCUCCCAGAGCCCGUCGAAUGGACGUAAAGGCGCUUUUCUUUUGGUUUUUCUAAGCAUUUCUUUAUCUUUUCCACAAAGAGCUGCCUCGUUUAUUUUUUCAUAAUGAAUUGAGAAACCAUAUUGUUUUGCACCAACCCCAGACUGGACUGUGCGUAUGAGCUUAGUGUUUGUUAAACGCAGGCAGCAGAGUAUCAAAGCGGUUGUGAAGCCGCCGUCGGCAGCGAGGCCGUUUUAACGUUCCCAUGGUGCACUCCCACCGGUCCACUUCACACUGUCGUCACUCAAGUGCCUUACUUACUCCAUGUGCACUCAUCCAUUCACAGCCUGCUGUCUUCUGUCAGGCAGCAGAGUACGAGCACAAAUAAGAUGACUUUAAUAGUAACCCAAGUUUAUUUAAACAUCCAUUA